Messenger RNA from Ogataea philodendri, 372 nucleotides. RefSeq lists its product as uncharacterized. The transcript has a single exon. The record is from RefSeq and is a predicted model, not a curated record. NCBI's taxonomy places the organism in Eukaryota, Fungi, Ascomycota, Pichiomycetes, Pichiales, Pichiaceae. Gene Ontology annotation, cellular component: cytosol. The coding region runs from base 1 to 372 and encodes 123 amino acids.
AUGACGAAAUCCACGAAAUAUCUAACCAAACUGGCAGACCAGUUGGAGUCCAACGAGACGCUGAAACAAGAGGCGUUGAAGUCGCUGGGAUCUACGGUGUCUUUUGAAGUGGAGGACAAAAAAUCAGGCCCCACUUACUGGCUACUAGACGCAAAGAGUAAAGGAUCGCUGCAGCAGACAGAAACAUUGGCUGAGGAGGCAGACAUCAAGAUCAAAGUGGGGGACGUGCCGCUUAGACGGCUGAUCGACGGGAAAACAAGCGCGCAGAAACUGUUUAUGACGGGGAAACUGAAAAUCAAGGGCAACGUCAUGAAAGCCGCAAACGUGGAGAAGCUGCUCAAGUUUGUGGGGCCAGAGCGGGCCAAGCUGUGA